Messenger RNA from Colletotrichum karsti, 2481 nucleotides. RefSeq lists its product as uncharacterized. The transcript has 4 exons. Lineage: Eukaryota; Fungi; Ascomycota; Sordariomycetes; Glomerellales; Glomerellaceae. The record is from RefSeq and is a predicted model, not a curated record. Gene Ontology annotation, molecular function: protein binding. Bases 1 to 2481 code for a protein of 826 amino acids.
AUGGGCGGGCCUGGAGGGAACGAGAUGGGCGGCGUCAUGCAGGGCAACGGCUCUGGUCAGCCUAAUGCGACCGAGUAUACGCUACAGGGCGUCAUGCGAUUCCUCCAAACCGAAUGGCACCGUCACGAACGCGACAGGAAUGCGUGGGAGAUUGAGCGCCAGGAAAUGAAGGCGAGGAUAGCUGCCCUCGAGGGCCAGGCGAGGCGGUCGGAUGCCACGCAAAAGGCCUUGAAGAAAUAUGUCACCAUCCUCGAGAAGAAGGUUAAGGAUCAGUCGGUGCAGCUCAAGGGAGGAUCCAAGGCCGAAGAGGCUGCGAGGGCCGAGAAGGACCGCGCCGCCCAGAUUCAGGAGAAGCUCAGAUCCUCGACCAAGAAGCCCACUGAUACCGACGGCAACGAGAUCGACAUCGAGAAGGGCGACGACGAGUCGCAGCGUGCCGACCUCAAGUCAUUCCUGGAUCAGUGCCAGGCCGAAUUCACCUACCUGAUGAUCACGCCAGCCAACCCUCUGCCUCCCCGCGAAUCACCUCCGCUCCCGAUUUUGGAAGACUUGCGCGAGGGCGAGCCUUUCGGCGUGCCGGGCGGCAAGCCUUUCCAGGAGCCGCCAUUCUCCUUCGCAUCCUCGUCGCUCGUGCCGCAAAACCAUGUCCGAGAAGCCAACCGCCCGCCUCCUGCUCCGAAUCACGCACCCCCUAUGCAACGAAGUCAGCCCCAAAGUCUACCCAUGAGGCCAGCCGAGCAACAGCUGCAACAGAUGCCGCCUCCUAACCCCGAACCUGCACCCCCCGUCAUGUAUGCUGCUGGUAACGAGUGGCCGCAGCCUAUGUCCGUGACCGGGCGUAUGCUGGACGACAACAUGCAGCAGCGGCCCAGCCAUGCCGUCGAGUCGGUCAGCAGUGUUGAGCCCGCGGAAGAGCCUCAGCUCAAUCGGCCCGCGCCCGAGACUGACGGAUGGGAGUUCCCCGAGGGCGCAUUCCCCGAGUCCAACUCUUCGCAACCUCUUCAGCAGUCCAGCAACCGCCCCGAUACCGAUGCCUUUCCUACCGCCGACAACCUUCCCAAGUCCCCCAACCGCGGGCCGGCCUCCCAUCGCCGCAAAAGCUCAAUGUCGAGGAGGCGUAGCGCUGAACAUGAAUUGUCGUUGAACGCUGCCGCUCAAAAGGCGGAGACUGGAAACUUCAAGUUGCGGUUCGGGCUGCGUGGUCAUUUGGAUACUGUGCGAACCGUCAUCUUCUCUGGUGGCGGCAGCCCAGGAGAGCCAGAGAUCUGCACUGCGGGAGAUGACGGCAUGAUCAAGCGUUUCCAUAUCCCCCGUGUCGACAGUCACGGGCAGACAAAUGCUGCGUCGGAUCUUGACGUGACUGCUAACUUCUCUCAUCGCGGUCACACUGGCGCGGUUCUCUGCCUGACUUCUUGGUCGCCAUCUCCAAACUUCUCUACUGGCGGACGUGCUCAAGGUGACGGCUGGAUCUUCUCUGGAGGCCAAGAUGCUUCCAUUAGAGUUUGGGAGCGUGGCAGGGUAGAUCCCAAGGCCACUCUCGAAGGCCACACCGACGCUGUUUGGGCGUUGUGUGUAUUGCCAACGACGCUGGGAUCGGUCUUUGGGCAGACCAACCAGUACGGCGGUCCUGAUCGCAUCAUGCUCGUCUCUGGAGGUGCCGACGCAACCGUCCGUCUUUGGGCUGUCAGCGCGCCGCCUCAGUUGACUAGUCCUCAGCCAGGUACGAACAGAGCUGGUCCGACGGGGAGCAGAGGCCGUGUUCGUGGCAAUUCUAUGAGUUCGGGCAGCGCUUUCUCGAGCACCCCGCAGCCCAACAUGGCAUCCAACUCUCCAUUCAAUCAUACUCUUGUGCACAACAUCAGAAGGGCUGAUGGAUCUACGGCAAGCCCUACCUGCAUCACACCCCUUGGCGCCAAUGGAGAGUCUUUUGUGGUUUCCUACUCUGACGCUGCCAUCCUUGUCUACGACACCAGAACCGGCGAGCAAACGGGCACCAUGGACAGCUUGGAAACCUACGACGGAACCCCCAAUACCAGCGUCAAUGCUGUUGUGGCGACAACCGUGGGCUUGGAGCAACCCCAAAGCGGCAUGUCUGAAGAGGACGCUGGCGCUGGUGGUGGACCUACUGGUGGUGGCAGGUCGAUGGCAGGAUCAGGCGUUGAGGGCGUCAUCAUCUCUGGACACGAGGAUCGGUUCGUGCGAUUCUUCGAUGCCAACAGCGGACAAUGUACAUACAACAUGCUCGCGCACCCCGCAUCGAUUUCGAGCCUUUCCCUCAGUCCUGAUGGCCGUGAGCUCAUCAGCGCGGGCCACGACGCCUCUUUGCGAUUCUGGAGUCUUGAGAAGCGAUCCUGCACGCAGGAGAUUACGAGCCACCGCAUCAUGCGUGGCGAGGGCGUAUGCUCGGUGGUCUGGAGUCAGGACGGCAAGUGGGUCGUCAGCGGCGGAGGUGACGGCGUUGUCAAGGUGUUUGCGCGGUAG